Opisthocomus hoazin is the source of this 1853-nucleotide messenger RNA. The record is from RefSeq and is a predicted model, not a curated record. NCBI's taxonomy places the organism in Eukaryota, Metazoa, Chordata, Aves, Opisthocomiformes, Opisthocomidae.
AUGGCCAAAGCUUUCUUCAGGCUACAGAAGUUUCUCCGUCGGACCCAGUUUCUGCUCUUCUUCCUCACAGCAGCUUACCUGAUGGCUGGCAGCCUGCUGCUGCUACAGCGGACCCGCUUGGUUAUCCAGCAAGGGUCACGUGGGACCUCUGCUAACCAGGCACUGCCAGUGCCGGACGGGAUGGCCGGGGUCGGCAUCGCAGACCCCAGGAUGCUGCAAAACCCCCGCCCCGGUGCCAGGCUGGUGGGCACGGAUGCGCCACAGGAGCCAGCCCUGGACCAGCAGCACAGCCCACGGUGGCUUGUGUCCCGCAACUCGGAGCUCAGGCAGCUGAGAAGAAGGUGGUUUCACCGGUUCAUCAGCGAGCAGGAGCCCAUGCAGACAGCGGGAUUUAAAGCGAUGAAGCACACUGCUGAACACAAAGGCACCUACGUCGGAUGCUUCAGCGACAACUCGAGGGAGAGGACGCUGAAGGGAGCUGUGUUUUACGACUUAAGAAAAAUGACAGUAUCUCACUGUCAGGAAGCUUGUGCUGAGAGGGCUUACAGCUACGCAGGCCUGGCGUACGGAGCAGAGUGCUACUGCGGGAACACGCUCCCAGCCACCGCCUCGAAGCCCGAGGAGUGCAACAGCGAGUGCAAGGGGCAGAAGGGCUCCGUCUGCGGCGGGGUGAACCGGCUCUCUGUCUACAGGGUGGCAGAGCUGCGGGCAGCAGCGAGGCGACGGAGGAAUGUUAUCUAUCGAGGAUGUUUUAGAGCUCCAGAAAAUUUAACAGACACCUUUCCAGCCUCUUUGAUACAGCCCAAUUUGACGGUGGAGAUGUGCUCUGAAUUUUGCUCCAAGAAAGAGUUCCCCUUGGCCGUCAUCCGAGGGCAGGAGUGCUACUGUGGCUACCCCACCGGGCGCUUCUCGCUGCACGACGGCGCAGACGGGCUGCUCUGCAGCGGGAUGCACAACGCCAGCAGCGCUGCUGCCGGAAAAUACUGCCUGGUCUAUCAGACACCGGUGCAAGACACCCGCUGCACGGACAGGAAAUUCUUAACCACCAAAUCCAAAGUGUUCGUCGCUUUGUCAAGCUUUCCUGGGGCUGGGAAUACGUGGGCUCGCCAUUUGAUAGAGCAUGCCACAGGAUACUACACAGGAAGCUACUACUUCGAUGGAGCCCUCUACAACAAAGGUUUCAAAGGAGAAAAAGACCACUGGAGAAGUAGAAGGACCAUCUGUGUGAAAACACACGAAAGCGGCAAGACGGAGAUUGAAAUGUUCGACUCGGCGAUCCUGCUGAUCAGGAACCCGUACAAGUCGCUGGUGGCGGAGUUCAACAGGAAAUACGCCGGGCACCUGGGCUACGCCACCGACCGCAACUGGAAGAGCCAAGAGUGGCCGGAUUUCGUGAACAGCUAUGCCUCUUGGUGGGCCUCCCACGUCCUGGACUGGCUGAAGUACGGGAAGCGCCUGCUCGUUGUCCACUACGAGGAGCUGAAGCAGAGCCUCAUCCCCAAGCUGAAGGAAAUGGUGGAGUUUCUGAACAUGACAGUGACAGAGGACCGACUGCUCUGCGUCGAGAACAACAGGGAUGGGAACUUCAAGCGGUCUGGUGCUAAGCAAAAGGAUUUUGAGCCAUUCACCCAGGAAAUGAAAGAUCUUAUCAACAGAUACAUCCUGACAGUGGAUGAAGCCCUGAGGGGAAGAAACUUCACAGGGCUGCCCAGAGAGUAUGUGCUAAGAUGAUAGCCUGGCAGCAUUCUGCUGUGUUGAAAAAUAAAAUAAUUUUUUCUAAAAAAAAAAAAAAAAAAAAAAAAAAAAAAAAAAAAAAAAAAAAAAAAAAAAAAAAAAAAAAAAAAAAAAAAAAA